GGGCGGGUCGCCAUUUUGGAUGUGGCAGGGCCUCCGCCAUCUUGGGUAUGGAAAGCCCUCGAGUUGCCACAAAGCUCCGCCAUCUUGGAUGUGGCGUCCACUCUCCUCUUCCCCACAACAACAGAAAUUGGUGGUAAAAUCUCAGCAGAUCUGGCCGCAAUGGUGCAAUCUGGAUGACAAAAAUCUCAUUUGUUUGAUAUGUCGAACUUGAAGCCGGGCCUCCUGGCUCAAAGAUUGCCGCACAUGAGGAAACAUCCUUUCAGAGGGAAAGCUCUGAAGAUUCACCUGUCAGAGCCUUCCUGAUGCGGACGAAACCACCAGGACAAAGUCAGAAAGCCACCGAGCCGAUUUGUCAAUCCUUCCCAAAUCUCAGGCCAUCUCACCGCCACUCCCUGCUGUUCACACCUGAGCUGCUUGAUUAGUUGGAAGAUCUGUCACUCAAUAAGCAUGUAGCAACUUGAAGGGAGAGUGGGCUGUGCCUGAGCAAUAAUAUAAAUUCGGGGGCACCUGCGACGUAUUUUCAGAUGUUGACUCUGAAUGCCUGGAGCAGCUGUUCCUGAGUCAAUACCAGCUCUGAGGAUUUGACCCUGUUUUAAAGACCGGUUCAGCAUGGACCAUAAUAUCCGCCUGAAUUAUCACAAGGACUGUGAGAGUGCUGUCAAUCGCAUGAUCAACAUGGAACUCUACGCCUCGUACGUUUACCUCUCCAUGUCCUAUUACUUUGACCAAGGAUCUAUUGCCCUGAGCAACUUUGUGAAGUUCUUCAAGAAGCAGUCAGACAAGGAACGUGAGCAAGCGGAGAAUCUGAUGAAAUUCCAGAAUCAACGAGGAGGUCACAUCGCCCUGCAAGAUAUCAAGAGACCAGAACAAGAUGACUGGGACAGUGGUCUGCAGGCAAUGCAGUGUGCUCUGCAGUUGGAGAAGAACAUUAACCAAAGCCUGCUGGAGCUGUACAAACUCUCGAAGGAUAAAAGUGACCCUCAUUUGUCUAACUUUCUGGAGACCCAUUACUUGGAGAAGCAAGUCAAGACCAUCAAGAAACUUGGUGACCACGUCACUAACCUGCAUCGUUUAGGUGCCCCUCAGAAUGGCAUGGCUGAAUACCUGUUCAACAAGCACACUUUGGGGGGAGAGUAGACCAUGCAACACCAGACUCCUCACACCCUCCAACUCAUUGACAGCAUCUAUUUCUCAAAAAAUUCUCCAGAGCCUGAAGACAUUGUCUGGUUCUAGAAUUCUCUGUCGUUUGAUACCCAUUAGAAAACUCCUCACUGUUUGCCAAUUUAGUUUAGCAGCUAUCAUUGCUGGAUUGCCAAUGUGUACAACUCCUUUCAUUGAAUAACUAGGCAGCAGAGUAACAAGUUCCUGACUUUGACUAGGGUAAUAACUCACUAGAAGAAAUUUUUCCAAAGGUCACAGAUGGGUUUGGAACAGGAAGAGGUCGUAUGGCCCUCCGAGAGUCUCUACCACUCAUAGAGCUGUACAGCACGGAAGCAGACCCUUCGGUCCGACUCGUCCAUGCUGACCAGAGAUCCUAAAUUAAUCUAGUCCCAUUUGCCAGCACUUAGCCCAUUUCCCUCUGAACCCUUCCUAUUAAUAUACCCAUCCAGAUGCCUUUUAAAUGCUGUAGUUGUACCAGCCUCCACCACUUCCUCAUUCCAUACACACACCAGUCUCUACAUGAAAAAGUUGCCCCUUAGGUCCCUUUUAAAUCUUUCACCUCUCACCUUAAACCCAUGGCCUCUAGUUCUGGACUUCCCCAAAAUGAAGAUGUCUGCAUGCAGCUGCUCCCUCACAACCUGACCUGUUCACAAGGACAUGAUUGCCAGCUGGUGGCUCCUAAAUGAUUCUGCCCAUCCCUUGUCAUCCUCUCCUACUAUAUGUCAAAUUAAAUCAAAAUUGUUUUUUGUAGCAUAGAAAUUGAACACUGAUGAAGACUUCCUCAACAAACCUUUUCAUCUUUCAUUCACAGUUUGCAAAAAUACCAAUUUAAAGGGCAAACCUCAACAAGAGGAGAAUCCUAAUUACUUGACAAUUAAUUGCAAUGGAACGAGGUGUUGCUAUGGAGAAUGCACUAUUUAAUGUGAUUGGCAGCUAACUGCCAGGCUCUGUCUGAAUUUUCAACCAAAAUAGGUGACAAAUCUUUACUGAUUCAUUUCUCAGAAACCAAUCAGAUGCAAGCUGCCUGGUCCAAAAUUUAAACAGAGGCUGACAGUUAACUGUCAGUCAUCAUUAACUCGCACAUUCUCCAUGGAAACCGCUCUACCAAUAGGUGUCCUCUUGUCAACCAAUUAGUACUCUCCUCUCAUGCAGUAUAAAUAUUGGUUUUACUUGUGAAUUAGUAUUUCUUGCAAAUGAUCCUUUUGAGUGCAAGACACAAAGCAUUGAGAAAAAUGUGUCCUUUUUCAGCAAUCAAAAUGGUGACACAGCAACAGACCUUCAAGUUGUUUACCUCCCCUCCCCUCCCCCAACCAUGGAACCUGGCCAAGGCAUUUGAAAAUCUCGGUACGUCCAGACUCUACUCUCUUUUCUCCCCCACCUCCUCUAGUGAUUUCCUGGGAUCUGGAGCUGCUCCAUUUCUGAAGUACAAGGUCAAGUGGUAACUCAACAACUUAGCACCGUGGAACUCAGCUGACCUGCAGGACCCCACUCUGAGCACACCUUCUAAACUGGCAAUUGGUAAUCUUCCAACUCACCUGCUUUCAUUCUUACAUAGUUUUCUCAAUACCAGUUGUUUGAGCACUGUGUAAAAUUGGGAUGUUCAUUCUGUGAGAAAUCCCUAACCCUUCAAUAGUGAUGAAGCACUCACUGCCAUCGCAUGUAAUUCAAAAAAUUUAAUCAAUAAAACCAGACCAUGCACAA
Hemiscyllium ocellatum (epaulette shark) is the source of this 2862-nucleotide messenger RNA. Its product is annotated as ferritin heavy chain-like. The coding region runs from base 610 to 1137 and encodes 175 amino acids. Gene Ontology annotation, molecular function: ferrous iron binding; ferric iron binding. Lineage: Eukaryota; Metazoa; Chordata; Chondrichthyes; Orectolobiformes; Hemiscylliidae. The transcript is spliced from 5 exons. Gene Ontology annotation, biological process: iron ion transport; intracellular iron ion homeostasis. Gene Ontology annotation, cellular component: cytoplasm. The record is from RefSeq and is a predicted model, not a curated record.